This is a messenger RNA of Australozyma saopauloensis, 1266 nucleotides long. RefSeq lists its product as uncharacterized. The record is from RefSeq and is a predicted model, not a curated record. Lineage: Eukaryota; Fungi; Ascomycota; Pichiomycetes; Serinales; Metschnikowiaceae. Gene Ontology annotation, cellular component: anaphase-promoting complex. The coding region runs from base 1 to 1266 and encodes 421 amino acids. The transcript has a single exon.
AUGACUGAAGACGCCAACCCUCCAAAAAUACUGCUUCCGAGACUACGAGUGCCCUCUCUAUCUUUCACUGACAUAUCUCAAAGUAAUCACACAAAUAGCCUGAGAAAUAUCUCUUCCUCGACGUCAUUAUUGAGUACUCCUAGUAAUAAUAUACGAAGAGUGCAACAGAUCAACGGAACUAAGCCCAAGGAUGUUUUGUCCCGCCCACGUAAAACGGGGCCAAUAAUACCUAAAGGUGCUCCAUCGAAAACAGCAGCUACUCGGAAGCUACUUAACCUUCAGGAACUGAAGCGUAGUCAGGCCGUUGUGCGUCCUUUUGUUCUACGCAAGCCAGCAGAUUUGUCAGAGUACGAUUAUUCCGUCUUUGCACACAAAUUAGAUACUACAGGUGAUUCUCAAGAUACAGAGAGCUCUCUAAGAAUUAAGGAAUCACAAGUAAGAGCAUGGGAGUCUGCUGAAAAGGUGAGCGCUAAUGUGAUAUUUGAUACCGAGACUUCCACGGGUGAAGACGUGGAGAUAUUUGAAGAUUACAACAACAGUAUGGAGAUCAAUAGUAGUGAUGAAGAUGCAAGCUUUGAUGGCUUACAAUCUGCGGACCGUGAAAGGUCUAUAGUCCUGUCUAUUCCGAACUAUACCAAAGGUGAGCUCAAGAUUCUCCAAAAGCAUUUCGAUGCACUUCAGAAUUGCCGAACGAAAAUUGACAUAAUCAACCAUGAGGGACGAGAAAGACAGGCAUUGGCACAGCACAGGGAGCAUCAACGUAUCGUACAUGAAAGGGCGUCAAGCUCUAACUCCAAACCUUUGUUUCGCAGAAAACUCCAAGUGUUUAGGAAAAAGGAAUUUUUGCAUUGUCUCUUCGGCUACUCCAACAAUAUAAACAACAGUUACAUCACGAACAAUACCGCAUAUUCCGCCUUUGACAAUGUUCUCAAUGCAACCAAGGCGUACCAGGAGGAUCACGACGAAACAGUCAACCUUUUGAAAAUGGAAGAGGAUUUCGUUGCUUUACAGGCCGAAAUCAAAGACAAAAUUACAUCAGAGAAAAGCAUGCCAAAAAACGAUGCUGCUGCUCCGAACGGAGGUGGCUACGAGUCAUUAAUAGAAACUCUGGAUCUACUCAACAUGACCAAUUCGUGGCUUACUGCAUCAUACGACUAUGAAAUGAGUCACCACGAUGCACAACAUUCCAAAACAUCUGACGCCAACCAAGACAUUUUGACAUAUACUUUAGCAUACCUAAAAAGUCGUGUUCGGGAGGAAACCUAA